CUGGAAUAGAAAGGCAAAGCUGAUUUGUCACGGCAAAACCGAGGCGAACGCACACAAAGAUACAUAUAACACUCAUCCUACCAAAAUUAAAUGGCUGAGUGUUAUUUACACAUUUAGCAUGUAGUAGCAUUUUUCCUCAUUUAUUUCCUUUUGGUAAAAAGUUCUGCCUUUUCUUUUUUCUUGUGAAAAGAGUUCAAUGUCGAAGCCUGACGAGCCUAAUCCGGAGACUGUGGCGCAGCAGGCGCCGGCGGCAGUAGCAGACGGCGGAGAUUUGGAGAACCAGACGACGGCGUCGGCGUGCGGCGGUGUAGCCAACAUCGUGCGGCGGUGGAAUAGAGAGGAUCGUUUGAAGAGGAGUUCGCUGGCCUUACGCUGCGUGGGCUUGGUCUUCUCGCUGCUGGCUUUCAUUAUAAUGGCCACUAACAAGCACGGCGAUUGGAGGGAAUUCGAUAAAUAUGAAGAAUACAGGUAUGUGGUGGCGAUAGCGGUUUUGUCGUCUUUGUAUACCGGAUUUCAAGCUUUCGGGCAGGUGUAUGGAGUUUCCACCGGCAGAGAGGUGAUUCCACGGCAGUAUGUGGGGAAAAUUGACUUUUUUGGUGAUCAGAUUGUGUCAUACUUGCUGAUAUCAGCUGCUUCGUCAGCAGUACCUCUGACGAACAGAAUGCGAGAAGGCGCGGAUAACAUAUUUACAGAUGCAUCAGCCUCAGCAAUAAGCAUGGAAUUUUUGGCAUUCCUCUCGUUGGGAUUGUCGGCUCUCAUUUCCGGUUACAAACUCUCCCAUCAAACUUAUGUUUAAACGGUGGUGAAUGUGUGAAGUUGUGAAGGAGCCCGGCACCACAAGGGAGAAUUUUUCUGUUUACUUGUGAAUGAAAUGAAUUCUUUCUCUGCCCGUCUCUAUAUUGUAUUUGUUUGAGACUUGCAUGUUUGGGAGACCUCGAAUCAAAUCAUGUGAGAAAUUAGUGUGUGCUUAUUAUUGCAUGAUAGAAGCCGGUGUGGUAUGGAAAGACAUCAAUUGGAUAACUAACUAUAUAAGUUAAGUUGAUUCGACCGAAAUAAUAUCAAUAAUUGAAAGACACUAACUCAUUGAGGUAUUGGAUGAUUUGAAAAAUUCUCACCAUCUUUUGGCUUCGGCUUCUUUCUCAUCAUCGUCCCCAAAAGAGGUAGAGGAAUUAUUGUUUGCCC
Messenger RNA from Striga asiatica, 1182 nucleotides. NCBI's taxonomy places the organism in Eukaryota, Viridiplantae, Streptophyta, Magnoliopsida, Lamiales, Orobanchaceae. The record is from the annotation of a GenBank genome assembly.